Messenger RNA from Cladophialophora bantiana CBS 173.52, 450 nucleotides. RefSeq lists its product as uncharacterized. The record is from RefSeq and is a predicted model, not a curated record. NCBI's taxonomy places the organism in Eukaryota, Fungi, Ascomycota, Eurotiomycetes, Chaetothyriales, Herpotrichiellaceae. The coding region runs from base 1 to 450 and encodes 149 amino acids. The transcript has a single exon.
AUGCCCAGCUUCAAUUUCACCAUCCCAGACAUCCCCACGCUCCUCGAACCAUACCGUGAGAACCUCCCGCCGGCGGUGCAGGCGUACUUGACCCGCACUAACCUGCAAGCCCUCCUGCGCGUCAUCGUCGCCAUCUCGACGUACGCUCUCUUCCGCCCGCACCUAGAGUCGCUGUUCCGCAAGAUGACGGGGACGCCGGUUCGGAGGGAGGAGGAGGCAAGGGCGAGGUUGGAGUUUCUUCGACGGCAGCAGCAGGAAGGGAGCGGGGUUGCGGCGGGAGCAGGAGGAGGAGCAGGAAAGGCGAAUAAGAGUGUGGGGAUCGUGGGGAAAGAUGGGAAGAUUUAUCAGGUUGUUCCGCCGCAGGUAGGACAACAGCAGCAGCAGCAGCAGCAUGGAGGAGGGAAGAAUCGGUCAGGAAGCAGGAAGAAGGAUGCAAGGAAGAAGGUGUGA